CACCUCUCCGCCUGUGCAACACACACUUUACACACGCACGGGGACUGCAAGCGGGCAGCAUCGAUCGUGGCUCCUUUAAGACAAACUCAGACAGACAUUUUUUUUUAACCCUCCUCUAAUCUCCCUCCAGUGCAGCAGUUGCAAAGAGGGAGAGAGAGAGAGAGAGAAAGAGAGCGAGCGAGAGAAGAGAGAAACUGAUUAGGAAUUAGGACUGAUUCAAGGGAAGCGAGCGCUAGGGCUUUGUGCAUUUGAAUAUUAACAUUUGAGGUGUUCUGACCAGAAGAAGACUGAGCGGAUGAUCAUUCAUUCACCACGUUGACAACCUCGCCUGUGAUUGACAGCCGGAGUGGCAGAAAGCCAUGAGAUUUGGUAGUUGGGUCUGAGGGGCGCUUUUUUUUUUUUAAACUGAUUUUUUGGGGAGAGAAGAUCUGCUUUUUUUUUGCCCCCGCUGCUGUCUUGGAAACGGAGCGCUUUUAUGCUCAGUGACUCGGGAGCUUUGCUUCAGGUCCCAUAGACCGAAGAUCUGGGACCAGUAGCUCACGUUGCUGGAGACGUUAAGGGAUUUUUCGUCGUGCUUUUUAUUUUUUUUUUUUCCGGGGGAGUUUACGUAUUUGUUUCUUUUCACACUGGCCUUAAAGAGGAUAUAUUAGAAGUUGAAGUAGGAAGGGAGCCAGGGAGGCCGAUGGCGCAAAGGUACGACGAUCUACCCCAUUAUGGGGGCAUGGAUGGAGUAGGCAUCCCCUCCACGAUGUAUGGGGACCCGCACGCGGCCAGGUCCAUGCAGCCCGUCCACCACCUGAACCACGGGCCUCCUCUGCACUCGCAUCAGUAUCCGCACACAGCUCACACCAACGCCAUGGCUCCCAGCAUGGGUUCCUCCGUCAAUGACGCUUUAAAGAGAGAUAAAGAUGCCAUUUAUGGACACCCCCUCUUCCCUCUGUUAGCACUGAUUUUUGAGAAAUGUGAAUUAGCUACUUGUACCCCCCGCGAGCCGGGGGUGGCGGGCGGGGACGUCUGCUCGUCAGAGUCAUUCAAUGAAGAUAUAGCCGUGUUCGCCAAACAGAUUCGCGCAGAAAAACCUCUAUUUUCUUCUAAUCCAGAACUGGAUAACUUGAUGAUUCAAGCCAUACAAGUAUUAAGGUUUCAUCUGUUGGAAUUAGAGAAGGUACACGAAUUAUGUGACAAUUUCUGCCACCGGUAUAUUAGCUGUUUGAAAGGGAAAAUGCCUAUCGAUUUGGUGAUAGACGAUAGAGAAGGAGGAUCAAAAUCAGACAGUGAAGAUAUAACGAGAUCAGCAAAUCUAACUGACCAGCCCUCUUGGAACAGAGAUCACGAUGACACGGCAUCUACCCGCUCAGGAGGAACCCCGGGCCCUUCCAGCGGGGGCCACACAUCACACAGUGGGGAUAACAGCAGUGAGCAAGGUGAUGGCUUGGACAACAGUGUAGCUUCCCCCAGCACAGGUGACGAUGAUGAUCCAGAUAAGGACAAAAAGCGUCACAAAAAGCGUGGCAUCUUUCCCAAAGUAGCCACAAAUAUCAUGAGGGCGUGGCUGUUCCAGCAUCUAACACACCCUUACCCUUCUGAAGAACAGAAAAAGCAGUUGGCACAAGACACAGGACUCACCAUCCUUCAAGUGAACAAUUGGUUUAUUAAUGCCCGGAGAAGAAUAGUGCAGCCCAUGAUAGACCAGUCCAACCGAGCAGUAAGUCAAGGAACACCUUAUAACCCCGAUGGACAGCCAAUGGGAGGUUUUGUUAUGGACGGUCAGCAACACAUGGGAAUCAGGGCACCAGGACCUAUGAGUGGAAUGGGCAUGAAUAUGGGCAUGGAGGGGCAGUGGCACUACAUGUAACCUUCAUCUAGUUAACCAAUCGCAAAGCAAGGGGGAAGGCUGCAAAGUAUGCCAGGGGAGUAUGUAGCCCGGGGUGGUCCAAUGGGGUGUGAGUAUGGG
Molecule: messenger RNA, 1954 nt
Organism: Globicephala melas (long-finned pilot whale)
Lineage: Eukaryota; Metazoa; Chordata; Mammalia; Artiodactyla; Delphinidae
Gene: MEIS1
Product: Meis homeobox 1
Biological process (GO): eye development; brain development; positive regulation of cell population proliferation
Molecular function (GO): RNA polymerase II cis-regulatory region sequence-specific DNA binding; DNA-binding transcription activator activity, RNA polymerase II-specific
Source: RefSeq, a predicted model, not a curated record